GAUGGACAAUCAAAUCUUCACACCCACCUCUAGAUACACUCGCAUUUUUUCAUUUCGUAGUUCUACUUCUACUCUAAAAUAGAUAGCUAGACGGACUCUCGCGGCUCACAAAUCAUAGAGACUUUUCGUGAAAUACUAGCAAUAGUUUAACAGUAAAUCUGAAAUUCAACAUGGAGUCCCCUCCAGAUCCAGCAAGCGACCCGGGCAACAGCGCCUCUGAGCCGGCUACACCGGCCAGGGAAACCCCGGUAAACCUAGAGACGCUCCGAAAAGCGGACCAUCCAGCCCCUGUUCGAAGGCAGACCUGUUCAAGUACCAACAGAGGUGGACUCACGAACAAGCAAGGUCUUUCAGUAACAAAGAAGACACAUACCUCUCAAAUCGAAAUAAUUCCCUGCAAGAUCUGUGGAGACAAAUCAUCCGGCAUCCAUUACGGUGUGAUAACAUGUGAGGGCUGUAAGGGCUUCUUCAGGAGGAGUCAGCAGAGCAAUGCGGCUUACUCAUGCCCCCGUCAGAAGAACUGCCUGAUCGACCGCACCAGCCGCAAUCGCUGCCAGCACUGCCGGCUGCAGAAAUGUCUGGCAGUGGGCAUGUCAAGGGACGCGGUGAAGUUUGGGCGCAUGUCGAAGAAGCAGCGGGACAGCCUGUAUGCGGAGGUGCAGAAACACCGGCUGCAGCAGGCGCAGCGUGACCACCAGCAGCAGCCCGGCGAGGCCGAGCCGCUCACACCCACCUACGGCCUCUCGGCCAAUGGCCUCACAGAGCUCCAUGACGACCUCAGUGGCUACAUGGAUGGCCACACCCCUGACGGCAGCAAGCCCGACUCAGCAGUCAGCAGCUUCUACCUGGACAUCCAGCCCUCCCCUGACCAGUCCGGCCUGGACAUCAACGGCAUCAAGCCCGAGCCCAUCUGCGACUUCGCCCCCGGCUCAGGCUUCUUCCCCUACUGCUCCUUUACCAACGGAGAGACAUCCCCCACUGUGUCCAUGGCUGAGCUAGAGCACCUGGCCCAGAACAUCUCCAAGUCUCACAUGGAGACGUGUCAGUACCUGAGAGAGGAGCUGCAGCAGAUGACCUGGCAGGCCUUCCUGCAGGAGGAGAUGGAGAGCUACCAGACCAAGCCCCGAGAGGUCAUGUGGCAGCUGUGUGCUAUCAAAAUCACAGAGGCCAUCCAGUACGUGGUGGAGUUUGCCAAGCGGAUCGACGGCUUCAUGGAGCUGUGUCAGAACGAUCAGAUAGUGCUGCUGAAAGCAGGCUCUUUGGAGGUUGUGUUUGUGAGAAUGUGCCGUGCCUUCGACUCUCAAAACAACACAGUCUAUUUCGAUGGAAAGUAUGCUGGGCCUGAUGUGUUUAAGUCAUUAGGCUGUGACGACUUGAUCAGCUCCGUCUUCGAGUUUGGGAAGAACUUGUGUUCUAUGCACCUGUCUGAGGAUGAGAUUGCCCUGUUCUCCGCGUUCGUGUUGAUGUCUGCAGACCGGUCCUGGCUCCAGGAGAAGGUGAAGGUGGAGAAACUCCAGCAGAAGAUCCAGCUGGCACUGCAGCAUGUCCUGCAGAAGAAUCACAGAGAGGACGGCAUACUUACCAAGUUGAUAUGCAAGGUGUCAACACUGCGAGCGCUGUGCAGCAGGCAUACAGAGAAGCUGACGGCUUUCAAAGCAAUAUACCCAGACAUUGUGCGUGCCCACUUUCCCCCCUUAUAUAAGGAGCUCUUUGGAUCGGACUUUGAGCAGUCCAUGCCCGUUGACGGGUAGCCAGCAGCCUUGCCAGGUGCCAGCGUGGCCACCGUGGGGAAUGUCAUGGGAAGCAUGAAUCUGAGACACUUUAACGGUGCCCUGCACAAACCAGGACGGCCGGCACGCUGCACACUUUUCUUUCUUUUUUUUUCUUGAGGGGAGGGUUGUGGGUGUUUGAUUCUCUCCAUUUAUUUCAUUGGGAUUAGUUGUCUCUGUUUGGAACCCAGGUGGGACUCUAAGCCCAAGGGACAUGAAGAGAAGUUGGAGACAAUGCUUUCUCUCUGGAUGAACUUGACCCUCUCAUGCACAUCAUUCCAGCAUGUUCCCAGGAUGUCUCUCACUGAUUAGCACUCAUUGUUUUGACUUGUUUCUACAAAACAGAAUUUACUGUAUUGAGAAAAUGAUAUUGAAUUUGGCUAUGCACAUGCAAACCUAAAAAUCUCCUCAGCACCAAUGAUCUGGCUCUCCACCUCCCCUCAGGAGCUCAAAUGUCCAAUGUCUUAUUGCAUUGGAAAACAGAUCCAUGUUAAUAUGUAUUUGUUAUUAAACCUAUACUGUAUCAUAUACCCUAAUGAAGAUAGCUGUGAUAGCAUUAAUCCUUGGUAAAGAUUAUGUUAGAAUCUCCUAAUGGAAAUGUAUUGCUGCUAAUGUGCAUGUCUUGGUCAAGUUCAGCCCCUGUUCUCCUGUGUUCAGUUGUAUGUUUGGAAUGCAGUGCUUAGAAUGAAAACUCGCAGUGACUUUGGGCGAGGCUCCGUCUGUGUGGCAAUGUAAACGGCACCUCUCUAUGGACAAUCGUCUAAAAAGAAAAGUAGAAUUCUGGUAAUUCUAGUCAAAAGGCAAUGAUUUUAGCUGUCAAAGACUCCAUCCAUCAUGUUUGCUUAGUGAAAUCAUGCAAGGCCAUCUGCUAUUGAACCUUGUGUGGACAGAUGCCCGGGAGAAACAUAGGGCACCGCCACAACGAUAAGGGUCCAUCCCACCUGUUUUAUAAUAUACUACAGGGUAUACGGUCAUAAGUACUUACUAUACAAAAAAAAGUAAUGUUUAUAGAUUCUAUUUUAAAUAACAUGUAUGAAAUUAGUAGUCCGACUAUUCUUAAUUGUUGAAUUGAUAAGGCACUUUUAUUUGCACCUUUCUUUAAUUUAAGACUUGUAUAUUACCUAGUGAUGUGUUGCAUGUGCACAAGAAAUACAAGUUGAACCAUGGUCACAGAGGCUAGUCCUUAGAGCUGCAGACACUGCUGGUCUGGGUGGGGUUGGUUUGUUUAGGUUGGGUUAGUUUGGUUAGGUUGGGUUUGCCUGUGAGAUGGCUAGCAUGGUAUGGUCUGGAGAGGCAGGCAGGUCACAUUCACCCCAUCACCUAUUAGCAUAACACCCCCGACACACAUGCAUACAAUCUCAAACAAAAGCACACAUGAACCUGGCACUCAACAUGUUUUCUCGUUUGUGCUCAGUCCAACGUCUCCAUCUAGUGGAGAGUAGCGACACAGCAGGCCAGGUGAUGGAGGUCUUCAGAAAUAGAAUGCCUAUUAGAGAGCAGUCCACACACAUCCCUCUCUGACCAGCUGUUGACCCAUCUUGUUAGCCUCACACAUAAGCAUGUUUGUGGAGGAGUGAUUGUGACUGUCUCUUCCCUAAGGCCUCAGCCCAGCUAUGACAUUUGUUAUGGGACAGAAAAGGAAAGGGGAAGAAGGAAUUGUAAUAUUCAAAGCCUUGUCUGGUAGUAAAGCUUCUAUUUUUGUAACAUGUAUAGUGAAUUAAACUCAUGAAAGAGAGGGGGAGAGAAAGAGAAUUCAGGCAGCACUUACUAUAUUCCCGCAAUAAUUAGAGAAGCUGUUGUUUGUAGUGUAUGACUAGGAAAGAAACAUGACAAUGGUAGAACAAGUGCUAUCGUCAAUGCUUCGUUGUCGUGGUUCUGUUUUUUUUAGUGUGUCUUUCUUGUCAGUGUGGUAGAGAAGCAGUAGUAAAAACCCUGGAUGUGCCAUACAGUAGUUUCUGCUCCUGCGUUGCCGGUCUACCUGUCCAUAAUAUAGAAUGGAUUGAUCUGACAUUCCAAAAAACUCAGUGGUGGCUUGUAUAGAAUUCCCAUUAUAAUCCUGAUAUCCCUUUAGAUUACCCAACACAGCAUGGUUACAGUUUUGACACAACCCUUACCAUAGUGGUUUGGUUUGUUUUUCUGUUUGCACACGAUGAUUCCUCUGCCGUGCAAUUUGUACAAGACAGAAAGUCUUGUGCUGUCACCCCUCAGGGAAGAGUUAUUUUACGCUUUCUGUUUGAAAUUGUUUCUGUUGUGUUGUUGGUCCUCAUUAGGUAUAGUUCAUGUGUUGUUCAGGGAUGUUCGAUAAUAAGUGGUUAGGAAGAACAUGUGAAAUUCAUUGCUGAGUAGUAUUUCCCAUUGCUGAUGUACAGUACUUUAGGAGCUGUUGGCUAAGCACCAGAAAUCCUAACUAUGCCCUAGAAGUCAAGCUCAUAAUAAAAACAAACUUUAUUUUCCCAUGUUUACAGUCAGUUCUCCCAUUGGCCAUACAGAAUAUGUUUUAUUUCAUAUGCAGUUUAUUUAUAUUGCAUACAAUUCCAAUAAUAACAUACUACAUUUGGACUAAAAUGGUGUCACCAGGGUCAAUGUCACCAACUUAUGAUUUGAUUACCCUCUUUGUUAGAUAAACCAAAUAUACUUACGCAAUAUUAAAUAUUUCUUCUUUAGGCUGUAUUAAUGCUGUACCUAAGUAAUAAUCUCUGUAAUGGUCCAAUGUUAUUUUGAUAUGUAUUGGCCUAGGUGGCCAGCAGUAGCCUCAGACUACUAACCAGUGAAACCCAGUCUGUCUCAACCAGUGAUUGACAAUCCAGGUGACAGCGGGCCUGGCCUGUGGCCCAGUGGGAGAGAUAUGGAUGCUCAGGGAGUUAACAGACAGACAGAAAAAGACAGACAGACAGACAGACAGACAGACAGACAGACAGACAGACAGACAGACAGACAGACAGACAGACAGACAGACAGACAGACAGACAGACAGACAGACAGACAGACAGACAGACAGACAGACAGACAGACAGACAGACAGACAGGGGAAGCAACAUAUUCUCAGCCAAGAACUAUGUGGUAGCUUUGUGUAACUAUUACGGGUUUCUGCCGGGAAGCCACUAGAGUGGAAUCCCAUUUCCUGAAACACAGAUGUCAUUCUCUGUCUCUAUAUCGAUCAAACUGGUCCUAAAUUAAAGGUCUCUUUGUCAAGCAAUUGCAGCAUCAACCCAGAACAAAAAGCAGUCAUUUCUUACCACUUUCUGUUCACUGUGUUGUUAUGUCCUUCUUGUCUUUGUUCCGUGUACAGUUUGUUAGCAGUAUUGAUUAGACAAUGGGGAUAAAUCAGAGGCAUUGGAUCCUUUGUGUCUGUGACACUUUCAACAAACAUCUCUGCACCCACAUGGUGUGGGGGGAUAAGUCAUCAUGCAUGCUGUCAUUUGAGACAUGUUUCACAAAGGAUCACUGAGUCUGCUAGUCUAUCAAUGUAAAUAACACCUUAUGCUCCUUCUGUCUCUGCUCUCUGUGGCACUCGUGUAAACAAGCAAUAGUGUGCGUGUGUGUAAGUGUGUUUGUUUACUCACUGUGUGCAUAAGACAAACCCCAGACAAGGCUUUUUAAUAAACUAAGAGGAACAGGGUUGUGUGGAUGAGGAGUCUGUUAAGGCUUAGUGUUCCCUGGAUUUGAAAGGUUUCGGUAACACUGAGAAUGAUCCAUCCCAUAUAGCGCUCAAGUGUUAUAAGCAUGACAUAAUGCCUCGAUACAAUUUAUAGUCCUUCAAAGCGCGCUGGACCAAAUGACUAACCACUCAGUCGUAUGUGUUCAGUGCAGAAUAAUUGUUAUGAAAAGAGACAGCAAACAACUCACCAUCCUGCUUGUCAUACGUGUUAUGUUGAUGCUUUGACUGUCUGAGGCAUGGGACUCCUAUUUAUUUGCCAUUGAAUAUAGAUUGUAAUGAUAGGUGUAAUGUCAUGUUUACAACUGUGCCGUCUUUUGAAGUUUUAAGGUGUUACCCAGAUCUGUCAGUCAAUUUCAUAGCAUUUGAACAAUACUCUCAUCUUCCAAAGCACAUCUGAUACAGUUUUAAGAUAACAAUACAUUUUAGAAUAUAGUCAAAAAAACGAACAAAAAUGUUUUUGAAAAAAAAAGAAAUUCUAGCCAUAAACGAAUGUCAAGCAAUAAUAUAUGUGGUGUAUUAUUUGUUAUUUUGUGCUUAGGCUUUGGACAUCUGCAUGUAAAUACACCUCUAAUUUAUCACUUUUGGUUUUAAUUUGUGUUAUUUUGUUCUGGUUGUUAUUGUUUCGUCUGUAUAUUUGACUGGUUCUGUUCCCAGGUGGAGGGUAACAACCACAUAUGGCCUGGCCUGUAUAUAUUCAUUUCUCUCUCUUUCUCUCUCCCUCAUCCUCUGCUUUUAAUCCACAAUAUUUAAUGUUAUUAUUGAUCACAUGUAUAAAGAUAACUUUGUAACUUCAUUCUGUAUAGGUAAGAAGAAAAUACUGCUACUAAGGCCUACUCAGUGCAAAUAUGUAUCAGUUUAUCAAAUACACCAUGCUGUACAAUAUCUCUGUUUUUAGUAUGCUUCUCUCCUUUAGAAUUAGUUUGAUAGUGGUAGGGUGUGCCAACAUUUAUUUUGUGUUAUCCUGAUGUGUGGUGCUUGUGGACAAUGUCCUGAUUCCUUGACUAGGCAACCCUAUUAGUUCAUUAAUUUCAUUGAGUAUUGGUGCAUUAUUUGAUAUUAGGACUCAAUAAAUAAUCAUGACAAUGAUAAUGAUUAUGAUAGUGGUAAAUUUACUUCAAUACCCAGCCAGUACCUGUAUCAGUGUGCUAGUCCUGGGAUAAGGCUCUUAUUUCCUUCUCACUUUAAAAUGAUUAGUGAAUCCAGUAUCUGCUAAUUAACAGGUUAUUUAAGGUUGCUUUUCUGAUUUCUGAAAAAAAUCAUCUGCAGGCUGAAACAGCAGUAUUGUGUUUUUAUUUGUUCUGAUUGUAAAAACCACUUGCUGAAGCUGUAGCUGGUCAUACUGGCAAAUGCUGAGUAUUUACCUUUAGCUGUAUAGUACUUUACUUAAAAGUACUGUGCAAUUGUCCAUUUAACAUUGUCAUUUUAUAGCUUCUUUAUUUCAAAGUUAGACUGCCCUGAAACAUUAGUUUCUUGAGACCAGCUUAGAACUUUGGCACCACAGUUGGUGCUAUUAUUAAAAAUGUACAUGAAAAAUAUCACCAUUAGAGGUUACAAGUUUGUUUUAACCUUUUUCUUUUCACUCUGUAGCAAAUAUCAGCCAGUAUAUGCUUGCAAUAAUACACAAUGUACUACACUGAGUGCCUCUCAGUGUUACAUGAUGCAUAAAUGGUACAAUUUGUUUUGUUUUCCAAACAUGUACUCAACUGACAAUGUAUUUGCACAAGUAGGUGAACUCUGUCACUCAUGUGUUUCAACGUUUUUCAUAUUCUGUCAUUAUAAGUACUAGAUAAUUUCCUUGUUUAUUUAAGGCACCAUGAUAGAUAUUACAGUUAAUAGAAAUAAGUUUCUCCCUCUUAUCUGAGUAGCGUAACUGGGAAGGAUGUAAUGUAAAAUGGUCAAAUCGAUGAUUUACAUUCUGGCUGACAAUAUUGCAUAAAAGAUGACCUGCUGAACCAGGUUCUGGAUUUUACAAAAGAAUGGACAAUCCACAUAGAUGUUUUUUACUUUGUUUUAUGAUCAUAACAUUUUGAUUUCUUUAUUGAGAACAGAAAAUUGACUAAUGCAUUGUAUUUCAACUAUUCAUAUGUGUAUGAAAAAUAUGCAUACAACACAUCUGAAUUUCUUUAAUGUUCUGUGUUUAAUGUGAGCUCAAGGGGUUGGGGUAACUUAAUAUGAGGGUGGAGUGUGGGUGGGAUAUUGCUUCAUGCAAAAGAAGUAUGAACUGUGGGGGGAAAAAAGACGAAACCAGUGUGUGGUUGUCACAAAUUUUUAAGUCACAUGUUUGCUACUGAUCUUACAAUGGGAACAGAUGAUCAUGUACCUUUUUAUCCAGCUCUUUUGAACUCUCUUUAGCAGGUAGUCUAUUCACAAAAGUAGUCUUGCUCCUUCUUGUCUGAUUCUUAAAUAUGGAAAUACGUAUUUUGAUUCAUUUUGUAAAUACAGCUGUAAAGAAAAAUAAGAAAUGUAAUGUUGUCUUUUAAAUACUUUCCAUUCUAAUAUGAAUGUUGUUAUAUUGUACUUAGAAACUGUACCUUUAAUAUUACCUUUAUUAAAAGUGCAUUGGACACAUCGAUUUUAGAUGUGCUUUAUGUGCUGUUAUCCCAUAAUAAAAUUUACCGCUUGUAA
Molecule: messenger RNA, 8052 nt
Organism: Salmo salar (Atlantic salmon)
Lineage: Eukaryota; Metazoa; Chordata; Actinopteri; Salmoniformes; Salmonidae
Gene: roraa
Product: RAR-related orphan receptor A, paralog a
Biological process (GO): regulation of transcription by RNA polymerase II
Cellular component (GO): nucleus
Molecular function (GO): nuclear receptor activity; zinc ion binding; RNA polymerase II cis-regulatory region sequence-specific DNA binding
Source: RefSeq, a predicted model, not a curated record